Messenger RNA from Psylliodes chrysocephalus, 336 nucleotides. NCBI's taxonomy places the organism in Eukaryota, Metazoa, Arthropoda, Insecta, Coleoptera, Chrysomelidae. The record is from the annotation of a GenBank genome assembly.
AUGUCAAAACAAAAGUCAAAAUAAAUAAAGUUUAAAACAACAUAUGACUUUUUGCUUUUGAAUAGAAAUUAUUUAAUUUUUCCCUCGAAAUGAAGCCUGCUAUAGUAGCCGAUGAAAUGUUUCCAGAAGGUGCUGGCCCAUACAUGGAUUUGGAAGAAGCUGGAGGCUCGUCAGGACUGUUGAUGGAUUUAACUGCUAAUGAAAAAGCCGUACACGCCGAUUUUUUCAAUGAUUUUGAAGACUUAUAUGACGACGAUGACUUACAAUAAAUAAACCACUAGUUUAAUUGCUAAAUUUAUAAAACCUACGACGAAAAAAUAAAAGCCCGUUUUGCCA